Molecule: messenger RNA, 1433 nt
Organism: Xenopus laevis (African clawed frog)
Lineage: Eukaryota; Metazoa; Chordata; Amphibia; Anura; Pipidae
Gene: cldn24.S
Product: putative claudin-24
Exons: 1
Coding region: 196-879 (227 amino acids)
Source: RefSeq, a predicted model, not a curated record
GCUGUAUUCCAGGAACUGAAACUGAAUAAUCCAUUCAUUCAAUACAAACACAGAUCUCACAGCCCUUAUAGGAGUGUUUGCCAAUAGCUUAUAAUAAGCACCACCAAGUAUUAGAAUCAACAGAGCCCAUCAGCUUGUGCACGAGCCACUCACUUGGGAACUCUACCACUAUUCUCCAGGUUUCUUCUGUCCGCUAUGACUGUGACAUGGAAGCUGAAGCUGCAAUAUGGAGCAAUGCUUUUCUCAGUGGUGGGAUGUGUUCUGACCUGCGUAAGCACCUUUGUUCCACUAUGGAAAUUUCUGAACUUAGAUCUCAACGAGAUGGAGACCUGGAACAUGGGAUUGUGGCAGGUAUGCGUAGUGCAGGAAGAAGGAGGGAUGGAGUGCAAAUAUUAUGAUUCCUUUUUGGCAAUGCCUUAUGAUCUCAGGAUCUCAAGGAUUUUGAUGUUUCUUGCCGAUGGCAUUGGACUCAUUGGCCUUGUCAUGUCUAGCUUUGGCAUAGACUGCUUAAAGUUUGAAGAAGAUAUAAAGAAGAAACUGACCAUCUGUGGAGGAAUACUCCUGUUGGUCUCAGGUGUCACUUCACUGGUCCCUGUGUCCUGGAUAGCCUACAAUACAGUCCAGGAAUUUUGGGAUGAGUCCAUUCCAGAUAUUGUGCCUAGGUGGGAAUUUGGAGAUGCUGUAUUCAUGGGCUGGUUUGGAGCUUUCUUUCUUCUGCUAGGUGGCUUGUUGCUGUUGUGCUCCAUGAUGAUUGCAACCAAGCCAACCUUUGCUCUCAACAAAACCUCAGGAGAACAGUAUCCGCUUGCACACACAUCACUCAGGUAUCCAGAUCGACUUGCACUUACGGCACUUAGGCAUCCAGAUCUGACAGUCUGACAGCUUUAGAGGUGACCAGAGACUUGUUUUAGAAUCUAACUUGGAGUUGGACUUGCAGCAGCAACAUCUUUGGUGGUCUGAACUGAUAUCCCUCUCUGCGGAUAUAUCAAUCUCUAGCUUGGGGCAGGGGGAGGACAUUUUCAUCUUGUUCAUUCAUUAAUGGAAAGUUACUGAUGUUUAGAAUAAUGGCUCUAGAUUAGAUUACAUAUUAUUUCAUGGAAUGGGGACAGGAUAUUUAUUUUGUUCUACUUGAAGUAGUUAUUGAAAGGUGGCAAAUACAGUUAGUUAUUAAAAGUAUAUUCUAUCUACAGUAUCUUCCUUGCUCUGUUUUUUUUUUAGGGUUAUAGUUCUUUUCUGUUAGGCGAAAAGCUGAACAGGGAAAAUGGAAUGUUUUAGCAUCAAAUUCCUGUAAUAUUGCACAGAUAAAAUCAGCAGUGAGUUGUCUAUAUAAUUCCACCCGAGGAUGCAAUAGAUAUUAGGAAUAAAUGCAUGUUAUACUUAUUUUAAGCAUAAGUGUUAUUUAUGAGCGAUUAGUAUUUCGCUGUUAGUUUGUU